ACCUCUCUCUAAAGCCAUUAACCAAUGGAAUAUUUACAUAAUAUUGAUACAUCAAAACAAUAAAACACUAACUAACCGUACAUUCCUUCCGGUAAGACAACACGACAACGUGACGGAAUCGUAGAGAUAAUUUGUAAAUAUUUCGUGUGGUGGCCUGGAUAUCGAAUUGUCCCAAAGGUUGGGCGAGGACACGGAUGUCUCCUUGGGCAAACGGGCGCGUCUUACUGUUGAAUAAGGCGGCCAUCGUAAUCAUAUGAGGGGAAUCCUAAUAACCUAGUCAAAUGUGUAUUUCGCAGUGAAGAUAUAUCAACAAUGGGGAUGUAAAUAAUUUCUCUUUGUGAAUUAAUGUCAUAGGCUGUUCGUAAAUGUCGUAAAGGAGCUAAAACUGAGUAAUUCUAAAACGUGACGAAGAAAAAGUUGAUUAGGAACAAUUGGAAUCUUAACGUUGAUGAAGCAGAUUUCAUGGGUAAAUUGUAGGUUUUGUGUUUUAACUUAGCUGUGCUCAUCUGAAUGAGUAAGGGAAAUUUUCGCAUUUCGUCAAAUUAUCUCAAGUCUGACUUGAUAAUCAUCACAAAUAAGGAGUUGUGUCCAGGUGAGUAUUACUACAGAGAUAAUGAAGAAUAAAGAGGAUAUCUGGAUGGAUUCGAUGUUCGGGAAUACUAUAAAGUCGAGGAUGUCUACCUCACAUCCGGACUUCGGAAAUUUCCCAACGGGAUACUACAGUACCCAUCCCGGGGCCGUUAUUUACGGAGCGCGCAGCCUUAAAUUUCUCCAUUACAAGGACGUUCGCCGAGACAGACGCAGGGCCGUGACCUUCAUUUUGCUACUUGCUGCGUUCUUCAUUUCCUUCUGUGUUGCCAUCAUCGUCUUCUUCGUUGUCAUGAACGGUAAUAAAAAGGCAACGUACGAUUAUCACGUUGCCAAUGUAUCCAUGCCCCUGUGGAAUACGACUUGGGACGACGACAUGGAAAUUGUCACAUCCGACAGAUUCAUAGAUAUCGCUCUUCCUUUUUGUGAUGAGAUAGACGGCUACUUUGAAGAGGGACCGUAUUCCAGCCAAUACAAGGGAUGUACUGUGAAGAAUUUGACGCAGUACAACACGGCCGAUUGUCAAUGCUCAGGAAUACUGGGGGAUACAUUGAAGCCGGUCGUGCUGUUGACCUUUGACCUGUUAUUUGUGAAUACCCUGACUGAGGAUGAAAUUAUGUCGUCCAUUUUGGAUCAAACACGUGCUAAAUACGUGCAUGGCUAUCGUCUUCUGUUCGUGGGCGACUUCCUCAUCGACAUAACAGGCUACAGCGUGAUCACCCCCAGCCCACUUGAACCAGGGGUCGUCGAGGGCACUUACGUUCACGCAAGAUAUGGACUGUAUUCCUUCAACUACACGACUGAUCUACAGGAAGUGAGAUCACCAAGGUUUGAAGGACUCCAGAUGAGCUUCUGUGAAAAUUUGAAAAAGUUUUUGGAAUUUUCCAUCAUAUCUGAGAAUCAUGACGAGUGUGGUAUAUUGACAUUCAGGCAAUACCCGCUUGAAAUUGAUUUUUACCUGACGUUUGCACUCCCCAGAGGAAGUUACAUCACGAAUAACAUCACUUGGGUUCUCGCGAAUAUCGCCCCAGGCACGACUGUGAAUGGCCUCGACCUAGCUUACGUUGGGGACCUGACCCUGAUUUUAAGUCCGUCUGUUAUAACACUUUCUAAAAUCAACUUCACUGUGGUAACCACAACACUGUCCACAGUACAAUCUUUAUCCACAACAACUACAACAACAACAACAACAACACCGGCACCCCCAACACCAACACCGGCACCACCAACACCAACCCCAACUCCGCCAACAACAACACAAACCCCGAAACCGCCAACAACAACACAAACCCCGAAACUGCCAACAACAACACAAACCCCGAAACCGCCAACAACACCUACAACAGCAACUACAAUCCCAACAACGAAGCCGCCGCCGCCGACGACGACGACGACGCCGCUGCCGCCGACGACGACGACGCCGCCGCCGACGACGACGAAGAAACCAACAACAAUAACAACAGCAACAACCCAGUCUCAAACGUCUACCCCUACUACUUCGAAAGCACCUGUGACGUGUAAUGACCAGCCAUGCGAGAACAGUGGUUUCUGCCGUGUACUUGAGCUCGGCGGCUUCUUUUGUCAAUGUCCUGGCGGAUACACAGGAACACGCUGUGAGACAGACGUGAAUGAAUGUGCGAUGUCACCUUGUAAGAAUGGCGGAUCAUGUAAGAACAAUCCUGGGUCAUAUACAUGUGACUGUGUUGGCAGGUGGACGGGACAAAACUGUGCCGACAGUCUGGGUGAAUGUGACAGCAGUCCAUGCAGAAACAAUGGAACGUGUGUGGCCACCCCUGGGGGAUAUUUCUGUGUAUGUCCGACUGGGUGGACUGGAACACAAUGCUUAGACGACAUUGACGAGUGUACGGGGGUAAGCUGCACUAACGGCGGCAGCUGUGUGAACACGGACGGAUCAUUUCACUGUCAGUGUACCAGUGGAUGGACUGGGCUUCUCUGUUCCACACGUAUCGACGAGUGCACUAAUAGCCCAUGCGCUAACGGAGGCAUGUGUUUCAAUGGACCAAACACAUAUUUCUGCACGUGUUCUGCAGGGUGGACCGGUUUCAACUGUGAUGUUGAUAUUAACGAAUGUGAUGUACAGAUUGAGCCAUGCUACAAUGGCGCCUCUUGUCAUAACGUUGACGGAUCCUACACAUGUGAAUGUACAGUUGGCUGGAAAGGAACAUACUGUGAAAUAAAUGUCAACGAAUGCCAAACAGGAGUUUGUGACCACGCGGCCUCGUGCGUGGACAGUGCAGGGUCCUACACGUGUAUUUGUACGUCGGGUUGGACUGGACAGAACUGCUCGGAUGAUAUCAACGAAUGCAGCCUCGGUAUGACGAUGUGUCUGUUUGGAGGCACGUGCGUGAAUCAAGAUGGCGGCUACAAGUGUGUAUGUCCUCCGGGGCGUACUGGACUUGUGUGCAGCGAGGAUGAGGACGAGUGUGCUUUGGGUAUAGAUAACUGUAUGUCCGGAAGCACGUGCAUAAACAACAAAGGUUCCUACACGUGCCGCUGUCCUCCUGGAAUCACAGGACAGUUCUGUACAGAGGAUAUUGACGAGUGCCUCCAGUUCCCUUGCCAAAACGACGGCACAUGCAAUGACAUCCUGGGAUCUUACACGUGCACGUGCUCGGCCGCAUGGACAGGCCAUGAUUGUGAUCAAGUGAUCAACGAGUGUAGUUCUGGUCCUUGCAAAAACGGGGCAACUUGUGUGACCGAACCGGGGACCUACCGGUGUGUGUGCGAGACAGGAUGGAUGGGAACUAACUGUGAUAUAGAUACUAAUGAGUGCAGUACUUCCCCUUGUCUGAACGGUGGUACUUGUACUAACCAAGACGGUUCCUAUGACUGCACAUGUCUACCGCAGAAUUCUGGGCGUCAUUGUGAGGAAACCAUAUAUGCCUGUAUUUCGAAUCCAUGUGCGAAUGAAGCCACGUGCCUCGAUGCUUCCUCUGGUGAUUUCACGUGCAUUUGUAAUCCUGGAUGGUCCGGUGCUACGUGUAACCAAAAUGACGAUGAAUGUUUGACAUCACCCUGUCAAAAUGGAGCCGACUGCAUGGACACUCCGGGUUCCUUCUAUUGCCAAUGUCCAACUGGAUUUACCGGACAGUUCUGUGGAGAAGACAUCAAGGAGUGCGCUGCCGACCCCUGCUUUAACGGAGGAGUGUGUGUGGAUACCCCUGGGUCAUUCUACUGUGACUGUCCCCCUGGGUGGCAGGGUGAUUUGUGCUCGUCAGAUGUGAAUGAAUGCAACACAUUGCCAUGUAACAACAACGGGGACUGUAUCAACGUACCGGGGUCAUACGUCUGUGUGUGCGCCAGCGGCUGGACUGGCCAGGACUGCUCAACCGACAUUAACGAGUGUGAUACCCAGCCGUGUGGUCCCGGAAGCUGUCAGAACAUUGACGGGUCAUUUACCUGUAAUUGUCCAGUGGGAAGAACCGGACCGACCUGUGACCAAGUGUUGCGGACGACAUUUGUAUUUUACUUGUCGGUAUUGAACAGGACUUUUACCACAGACCUGUCAAACAAUUCAUCACAAGAAUUUAUAUCGCUCUCCACGUCAUUCUGCAACGAGGUGAAAACCAUACUCGAGAGUAGUCAGCAUCAGCAGCAAUUUGCACAUUUUUAUGGCUGUAACGUUGCUAACUUCAGGGACAACCCUUUCAUCAUGAAUGUUGAGCUUACCUUCAACGGUAAUGAGACUAUUUCAACACUUAAAGCUGCUCGUGUCCAAUUACUCAACAAAAAACCAGCGCUAUACUCGGGCAGAUUCGGAGUGACCUUAGGUGAUGUGGUGGUGGAGGUCCAGAACUAUAACGCCACCAGGAAAACUUGGAACGCCCAUCUGGUAAACCUGAUGUUUACCCCUGACCUCUUGAAUCCAGCAUCAGUCAGCUACAGAACGGUUGACAACAGCCUAAGUUCGGAUGUAGGCUAUCUGAUGCGGAGUGCUUCGCCAUUUGAACAGAACUACGUUGGAUGUAUCGUAGAAAAUAUUCAAAAUGCUACAAGUAUAACCAACUCGUCAAUGGCUACUCUGGCGAUAUACAUGGAUAGUGCAUUCAAUAUGGCAAACCUGCAAGACGGUAUAUCAGACUUCCUGUCCAACAAGCGCCCCCUGGUGAGGUACGGUGACUACAUGGGACAUAAUCUAGGAGAAUAUAUUGUAUACUUCUCUGAUUAUACGGGCUAUGUUGACGUUCCUCUCACGCUAGAAAUCCUCGACCACAUGUGGUUAACAGACCUUGCCGAUCCACAGACUCAAGCUUACAAACAACUGGCUACACCACUGUGUAAAGCGGUUGCAAAUUUGAUAUCAGCUAACAGUACUUUGUCUGCCGACUUUCAAAAGUGCAUGGACGUCCGAUUUAGUGAGGUGCCACUAGUUGUGAACCUAACACUGAGGUUUGAUUCGGCCAACAUGACUUAUGACGUCAAGAGUUUGGAUUUCUACACGUAUAUCAAGGACGCCACUCCACAGCAGAUCUACUUUAACUACUACAGUCACACCUUGGGACCGUUACUCGUAUUUCAUCCAUCAUGGGGAAUGAUUGCCUACGAUGCUGUCCUGUUUGAUACUGAAUUUGAAUUUUAUGACCUAAAAUAUAUCCCGGAUCACAGUGACCCAAAUUCUACUGUGUUUAAGGAUUUCCAGCUUCUGUUCUGUAAAGACAUUGACGCAUUUAUAUCAGCUACGGUGUUGAAGGAUCGUUACUACGGUUGUUUGGUACACCCUAUCGGCGAUACGGAUCCCCACAAUCUAACCCUCAGGAUAGUUUUCAACGGAACAGAUGACGUCACACAGCAGGACAUCAUAACUGCCAUUGCCAACGGAGCUCCCACUAGUACAUUUAGCAACAGGGUGAUCUGGGAGAUCGGAAAGGAGCUGGUGUACCUAGCUGACGAAUCGAUGGGCCAACCAAUCAACAUGUCCGGCUACACCACACCGGCUCCUUUGGACAUAGUUUUCACCGAGUACGUGGUCACAUUCCAAGCUCUCAAUAUAACGUACAUCCCAGCACUAGCCGAUAGAACAUCGAUAGAAUUCUCUUCCCUUGCCGUACCACUUCGAGACGAGCUAGUCGCCUUGUAUAGGGGCAAACAAGAAAUGGAAGAUUACAUUACUUCUGAAGUCCUUAGUUUCCGGGAAAAUCCGGACGAGGUUGACGUGACACUAAUCUUUGAUGGACGGCAGAUUUCUACCUUAGGGACAAAUAUACAUGAUGUUCUAUUGGAAUACGCAAGACGCGCCUCAACCAGUAGUGGCCAGCCGGCGUUGAUGAUUGGCACCCUCCUGUUUGACCAGAACGAAAUCACAAUACGCCGGUCCAUCACUUCAAGCACCAACACAACCUCGCCGGCAACAACUAGGCCGACUACUACAGCAGCUACAACGCCAACUACCACUACACCGGCAUCAACAUCUCCUGCUGCACCAUGUGAAGGAGUCCUGUCGUUUGGCGAGGUGUCUAUUCCAGUUCCAAACCAUUGCCGCAAAUAUUUCGUAUGUUUCUUGGACUCAGCUAUUGACGCGGAGUGCCCGGUUGGCGAAGCAUUUGACCCCAACGUUCCCGGUUUCUGUGCCGCCGACUCCAGCUGUGUAGAUUGAUGUGUAUCGGGAUAGUAUGAAUAACUGUGUAUUGCAUUGUGAUUAUUGAUUGUCUAUUCCUGCACGAUCCUGUAUGUAUAUUUAAUAGUGUAUUACUUUAAAGUCACCUACAGAAAAUCAUUAUAAUUUUCGCGAGAGACUAAUUUUCUUGUCCAUUCUGUGUAGACUAAUCGAGACAGUGCGAAAAACAGUAUAUUGCAUUGUGAUCAUUGAUUGUAUAUUCCUGCAAAAUCAUUUGUAUGUUUCAUAGUCUAUUACUUGAAUGAUACCUACUGGAAAUAAUUUUCUUUUCGCGAGAGACAAAUUUUCCUGUUAAUUUCAUGUAGACCGAUUUUUUUCUCUAGACAGUGCGAAUAAUAGUUCAUUGCAUUCUAAUUGAUGGUUGCCUUUGAAAUCACUCACUGGAAGUUAUUUCAUGUUGGAGAGAUACUAAUUUUCCUGUUAAUUUUGCGUAGACUGAUGUUUUUCAAGACAGAGUUAAUUAUAGUAUAUUGCUUUCUGAUUGUUGGUUGUCUAGUCCUGUAAAAUCAUUUGUAUUUAAUUCAUACACUGUAGAUUAUUAAUACAAAAUCACUUACUGAAAAUCAUAUUAUUUUCGCGAUAAACUACUAGUCAUGUUCCUGUAAACCCGUAAGUAAGAACUUGUGUUCCGAAUUGAAAUAUUCUGCGAACAUUUGUUUAUAGUCAAUUUGAUAAUGUACAUGCUAUUACAUUAUUAGAUUACUUUCAAUAUUGAAACAGAAUCCUUUCGAUUCCGAUGUUAAAUAUGCGUGAAUAAAUUAAACAGACGUAGUUCGUGAGAAAAUGCUCAAGCAAUAUUAAAAUGCUUUACAGUAAUAUCACAAACUCAAUUUUCGUACUUAACCAUUGAAAUGUCUUCUGUUUCGUUUUAUGUGUAUUUUUGUCAUCUAUUUCGUUUCCUUUUUAGAUGUAAUUGCAGCACAACCACGUAUGUUUCAGAGGGAAUAUUUUAGCUAAUCGUUACAUAUGUAACACAUUUUUCAUAUUGCACGAGGGUCUCAUUUUCAUGGUUUGUUGCUGCAGUAAAUUCAAUGAUACUCUGUAAGAGGUCCAUUUGCUGUUGUGUUCUGCUAUAGAUUUUUAUAUUUUUUUAUAGAUAAAAUCUCUUUUAUAAUUUGCGUAAUUAACUUGACUUAUUUCUCACUUAAGUAAAUUCUACGCUCCAAUAUAUAUUUUUAGUGGAGUAAUUUGAUGAUUUAUAUCAAGUAACCAUAGUUUGUAGACUUUUGUUCGUGCCGGGAGGGACGCUUAUAACAGAUUAAACUCAAUGCAGCUAUAAGUGCAAUUGCUCUUCAUGAAACUAAAGUCAUUUAUAGAGGACAUAUUGUAAAUAAGAAAACAAAGUUUGACGCGUGUUUUAUAAUUAUAUUCUUAAUAUUUGUUUAAAAGGUUGAGUUGCCGUCAAUUCAUCACGCAUGCGUGUUGAUAAAUCUGCUUCUGUUUCGCGUGAUGGACGUGUACAGUUACCAUUUUAUAACAGUACUACAGUAAUACUUCGUUAUAAGUUGAUGGUACAUGUACUUGUAACGCUGUAUAAUUUCUAUUUCUGGAUAUAGCUAUGGCAGUUACGUAUCGCGGACUUCGCUAUAGUAAUCCAUUUGCUGACGUCAUAAAUGAUGACGUCACAAAACUCUUUUGAAAGAUAUAAAAAAUACUCAAAAAGAGAUGAAAGUACUACAGACGAAUUGUUGGGAAUUCGUUUAUUUUCAAUUACGUUUAUGUAUUGCUAACAUAGAACAGAUUAGGUCGUCGAUUUUAUCGGAUUGUGUAAUGUAUAGCAUAAUGGAGACGGAAGCAAAUGGGUCCAUAGCCUUUUGCUGAUACAAAGAGGUCUGUGAUUCCAAUACUUUUAUCCCAUUCAGUGUCCUGAAAGACAUCCCCUGUGUGACCUAGAACGUAGAGAGUACGAUAAGGAGUUGCUUAUCUUUGUUUUCUUGUUUCUAUUCUCAUUUUUAGAUAUGAAAAUGUAUAAUUGUAUAUGUCUUGUCUUAAAGUAUAACUAUUUUAUAUGUUGAAUGCAGUUUGUAUAUGUAUGUAAUGUAAACAUUUGCAAAAAGAUUUUUUCCAAUAAAAUUGUAU
Molecule: messenger RNA, 8302 nt
Organism: Mizuhopecten yessoensis (Yesso scallop)
Lineage: Eukaryota; Metazoa; Mollusca; Bivalvia; Pectinida; Pectinidae
Exons: 41
Coding region: 614-6202 (1862 amino acids)
Biological process (GO): heterophilic cell-cell adhesion; establishment or maintenance of epithelial cell apical/basal polarity
Cellular component (GO): plasma membrane; protein-containing complex; extracellular region
Molecular function (GO): calcium ion binding; chitin binding
Source: RefSeq, a predicted model, not a curated record